UAGAACUCUCAGCUACAUCUGGUCCAUAAGCAGGAGUCAGAGAGAGAGAGAGAGCUAACUGGAAACGGUGUGGACUACCUCAAGACCACCCCCAGUGACACACCUCCUCCAACAAGGCCACACCUCCUAAUCCCUCCCAAACAGCUCCACCAACUGGGGACCAGACAUUCAAACGUGUGAGCCUAUGGGGGCCAUUCUCAUUCACACCACCACACUGCCUUAGUUUCCCACCAGGGGCUGAUUUCCCCACAGUCCAGGAGUAUGAGGAUGGGGCAGACAUCAGAGGUGAGCAUCUAGCAGCCUGGGGUAGAAAAGAAUUCUGGUAAAAGACAAGAAGUCUUAACUUUGGUUAAUGUUCCUGGCCCAGAACCACAUCAACUGGCCCACGAAAAAUGUUCUGUGUGACCUCAUGGACACAGCAACUUCACAGGCCCAGUCCCAAGUUCCAACCCUAUUUUCCCCCUCUGAACCAAUGGGUCCUGCACUCAGUCUGUCUCCUUUCCUACUGUGGGAGCAGAUGGCUAUUCCACCCACUAACCCAUGUCCCUUCUCUUCCCUGACAGCCUCUGCCUUCUCACAGGCAGCCUGGGUUCCCCACAACCUCGUCUUGUCACAGACACAAAGCUUUGUGUCCCAGAAUGGAGGAGCCAGAGCAGUCCCCGUCGCUCUGGCUACUGCCACCAUCGCUACAGCCCUGCCGAACUGCACCCUGGACUCUGAUCCUGUAGCCAUCAGUGCCCUGGUCCCUGUGUUCUAUGGACUCCUGAUGACCAAGAUCCUGGUACUGUUAGCUUUGCUCCUCAGGGUCUUAAGAAAUCUAUGUGGGCUACACAGGAGUUUCCUGGAGGCAUCUAACCCAAGCCAGGCCACAAUCCUAAGAUGGGUGUCCUGUCUCCCUCAAGCCAGGGCUCCCAGGAGCUCUCCCAAACCUCUGAAUAACAUAAUUCUUCAAGAAAAGUUCAGAACCUGAUCCAAAGUUCAGGACUACUCUGCUCAAUACAGACCUGAGCCCUCCCUAAUAUAAUGCUAUCAAGCUGAGGGGUACAGCCCAUGCCCCCCAAGUCAAGUUCAGCCACCAUCCUCAAUAGUCAAAAAAGAAAGAAAGAAAAAUGAGUAGUGAAAAGAAGAAACAGGAGAUUUGCUCCAUGUGGCCAUGCUGGGAAGAGGAACGAAGACCCCAAGUCCAUCUUUGAGGUCCAAAGAAAGAUUAAAGUUGAAGUCGAGGCCGAAGAUCUAAGCAGUCCUGGGCAUGUGUGGUCCUGCCCACUACUGACCCCUCACGGACUGAGUUGCGGUCUCACCCUGUAAUGCUGACCGAGAAGUUGUCAGGGCUUGUGAGCCCCCUCCCCAGCUACAACCAGCCUUUUCCAUCUCCCAGUACCAAAUUCCGGAGAAAAUUCCCAUUUCUUCAGAGUCCAAUGUUUCAAUAAUCUGACAGUAACGCUGAGCGACAUAAGUCUCUCUGUGGAUUAUCUUCACUCCUCUAACGGAGCCAGUGCCUUCUAACUGGGAGCAGAUCCCAGGGCCGACGUCUCUCCACAUCCCGAGUCACCAGUCUCCUCAUAAAAGAGAUGCUUUCGACAAAAUCUGCGCAGCGGAAUUCCUGUGUCAGCUGGGUGACUUCCAUCCGUGUGCCUUGCUGUGCUUACACAGAAGCUCGAUCCGAACCAUGGCCCUCCUGUCAGUCAGCCCAGAGUCAUGCUCAGCCGCACCGUCCUGCACUGUGCACCCUCUUCCCUCCCACCCCCC
This is a messenger RNA of Peromyscus eremicus (cactus mouse), 1749 nucleotides long. RefSeq names its product natural cytotoxicity triggering receptor 2 (gene Ncr2). NCBI's taxonomy places the organism in Eukaryota, Metazoa, Chordata, Mammalia, Rodentia, Cricetidae. The transcript has 3 exons. The record is from RefSeq and is a predicted model, not a curated record. The coding region runs from base 353 to 970 and encodes 205 amino acids.